AACGACGACGUGCGAUGUUGAAGUUGGUCAUCGAACCCGCAGAAGCCACUUGGCAACUUACCAUGCGACGCACAGCGACCAAGUCGGUGACGCCAACGGCGUGGACGACGCUGCUCGAGCAGCCUGAUGUGUUUCGCGUCAUCACAGCGUUCCAACAUGGCCUGCCGCGCGACCUGGCCAAGGCGUGCGCGCGCCAAGCACGCAUUCUCGACGACCUCUGCUACUCGCUCAACCCGUGGCUCGCCCAGUACAGCGCCAAGCCCGUCUUCUACUGCCGCGUGCUCUUCAAACUCAUAGCAGACGGCCAUCUCGGUCGUGCCCACCGCCUCCUCGACGCCGCGCCAGCGCUCACAACGCCCCAAGGCGACUGGGCCUUUCUCUACGCGAUCGACGCGGCCGCGCGUCUCGGCGACCUUGGCCUCGUCCGGCGGCUCCACGCGCGCGGCCUCGGGCGGUGCACGACAGCAGCCAUGGACGCCGCUGCCGCCGCCGGGCACCUCGAGAUGGUCGUCUUCCUCGGCGACCACCGGACCGAAGGCUGCACGCAGGAGGGGCUCGAACGCGCAUGGAAAGGGCAGUUUGUCGACAUCGUUGCGUAUUUGGAGGCCAAGUACCCGCAGCUCAUAUGCCGGAAGAAGCGCCAUUGGCAACACGUCGUGCGCACAUGGUCUCGCAAGGCCCAGACGCUGCUGACCGCGCCACCCGUCGUCUCCUAGUCGCUUGCUAGUCGUUGUCCAUGUCGUGUCGUAAUAAACACCGCUUGUCUAUCU
Molecule: messenger RNA, 770 nt
Organism: Saprolegnia diclina VS20
Lineage: Eukaryota; Oomycota; Saprolegniomycetes; Saprolegniales; Saprolegniaceae
Exons: 1
Coding region: 15-716 (233 amino acids)
Source: RefSeq, a predicted model, not a curated record